AUGUCCAUGUACUCGGAAUUAAAGGAGAAUGAUAUUUAUUUUGCAUUCUAUUUCGACGUUUACGAGAUGACCAAUCCCGUUACGGACGAUUUUUAUACUGGUAAAGAGCCUUAUUAUACUUUAUCCUGCUGGAUCCAAAGGAAAGAAGGUGAAAACACACCAUCCCAUUACGUCCUCUCGGCACAGUCACCAUGGGUAUCAGGUGAUUUCGGGAAAACUUGGAAUUGA
Messenger RNA from Kwoniella mangroviensis CBS 8507, 228 nucleotides. RefSeq lists its product as uncharacterized. Bases 1 to 228 code for a protein of 75 amino acids. The transcript is spliced from 3 exons. Lineage: Eukaryota; Fungi; Basidiomycota; Tremellomycetes; Tremellales; Cryptococcaceae. The record is from RefSeq and is a predicted model, not a curated record.